AUGGCGACGAUGCCUAUAGUAAAUCCAAUGCCUCUAUUUGAUCCUGACUCGGACAUUGGAGCAAAUAUUGGCCCCAAGUGGAAAAUCUGGAUGGAAGACUUUGAGAUGUACAUUACCGCAAACGGCAUUACAGACAAAGCCAAGAAGCGAGCGCUGCUUUUAUACCAGGCAGGCACCCGAGUUCGCGAAAUUUUUCGUCAAGUCCCUGAUAAUGGAGAUGACGAAGGCUACGACAAGGCGGUUAAGAAACUAAACGAAUACUUUGAACCACAAAAACAUCGAUUGUACGAGGCGUACAAAUUUCGCGAGGCACAACAAGACGGCAGCGAAACUUUAGACCAAUAUUAUAUAUGA
Messenger RNA from Paramuricea clavata, 354 nucleotides. The record is from the annotation of a GenBank genome assembly. Lineage: Eukaryota; Metazoa; Cnidaria; Anthozoa; Malacalcyonacea; Plexauridae.